ACAAAUAUUGUUUUUACUCGUGUUUUUUUUAUUAAUUAAUAAAUAUGGAUAGCUCAAAUGAAAGCGAGAGACUUUUACCGGGUCCGAGUACCGAAUAUGGCACGGGCAGCUAUAUGCCCAUCAUGCCUGAUGCAGGGUAUACGCCCACUCCUCGGCCAGGUAAAAAGUUACCGCAGUACAUUGCUGCACUUUCAGCUACACUAGGAGCAUUGGCAGCUGGUACUAUUCUUGGCUGGACCUCACCAGCUACAAAAGAUGCCAUAGAGAAAGAAUAUGGGUUUUCAGUUAGCAACGAUGAAUAUGGAUGGAUCGGUUCUUUAAUGACUAUUGGAGCUGCUUGUAUUUGUUUACCUAUAGGAAUUCUGAUAGACGUACUUGGAAGAAAACUUGCUAUGUUGCUUUUAGUGUUUCCUUUCACUUUAGGCUGGGCUUUGAUCAUAUGGGCAACCAAUGUAGGCAUGCUAUACGCUGGUAGAUAUAUUGUGGGUGUCUCUGGAGGAGCAUUUUGUGUGGCCGCUCCAAUUUAUACUGGAGAAAUAGCAGAAAAGGAAAUCAGAGGCAGUUUAGGAAGUUACUUUCAACUUAUGAUAACAAUUGGUAUAUUGUUUGUAUAUGCCAUUGGAUCUGCUGUAAAUGUAUUUUAUCUAUCCAUAAUUUGCGGAGCCAUUCCUUUAAUAUUUGGGGCUGUAUUUUUCUUCAUGCCAGAAACACCUAUGUAUCUAGUCUCACGAGGUAAAGAUCAAGAGGCUAAAAACUCCAUAAGGAAACUUCGGGGAGAUGCAUAUGAUGUAGAUUCGGAACUAAUAACUUUGCAAUUAGAGCAUCAGAAUAAUGUAGCAAAUAGACUGCCAAUAAAGCAGGCUUUCACUACCACUGCCGCAAAGAAAGCUUUAGCAAUAUCAAUGAUGCUAAUGUUUUUUCAACAAGUAUGUGGUGUAAAUGCUAUUAUCUUUUAUACAUCCAACAUUUUUAGAGAUGCCAAUUCUGGCAUCAGUGGUAGUGAUGGGUCAAUAAUUGUUGGUGUGAUGCAAAUUAUUUUCACUUUUAUUGCUACACUUACUGUAGAUAGAUUAGGAAGAAGAAUUUUACUAUUAGUUUCGGAGACACUAAUGGCCGUAUGUUGUAUAUUAAUGGGUGUUUACUUUUAUUUAUCAAAACAACCUGAAUAUAAAGAUACGGUUAGUUCUUUAUCAUGGCUUCCUUUAUUCUCUUUAUGUGUUUUCAUAGCUGCAUUCUCUUUGGGCUUCGGGCCCAUUCCUUGGAUGAUCAUAGGUGAAUUAUUUCCACCGGGUAUUAAAGGAGUGGCUGGUUCAAUAUCUGCUACGUUUAAUUGGGUUUUAGCAUUUAUAGUAACAAAAACAUUUAAUUUAGUACGAGAAGAUAUUCCUUUUUGGGUGUUUGGUAGUUUGUGUAUAGUUGGAGUUCUUUACAUAUAUUUCUUUGUUCCUGAAACUAAGGGAAAGUCUUUGACCCAGAUACAGCAAAUGCUUGGAAAUGAAACUAAUAUUAAAGAACCUUUGCCUAAUGAUAAUGAGAAAUAG
Ctenocephalides felis (cat flea) is the source of this 1541-nucleotide messenger RNA. RefSeq names its product facilitated trehalose transporter Tret1-like. Gene Ontology annotation, biological process: transmembrane transport; carbohydrate transport. Lineage: Eukaryota; Metazoa; Arthropoda; Insecta; Siphonaptera; Pulicidae. The transcript has 3 exons. The record is from RefSeq and is a predicted model, not a curated record. Gene Ontology annotation, cellular component: membrane. Bases 45 to 1541 code for a protein of 498 amino acids. Gene Ontology annotation, molecular function: sugar transmembrane transporter activity.